Molecule: messenger RNA, 5168 nt
Organism: Trichomycterus rosablanca
Lineage: Eukaryota; Metazoa; Chordata; Actinopteri; Siluriformes; Trichomycteridae
Gene: erbb3b
Product: erb-b2 receptor tyrosine kinase 3b
Exons: 28
Coding region: 288-4505 (1405 amino acids)
Biological process (GO): positive regulation of kinase activity; protein phosphorylation; positive regulation of cell population proliferation
Cellular component (GO): basal plasma membrane; plasma membrane; signaling receptor complex
Molecular function (GO): ATP binding; neuregulin binding; neuregulin receptor activity
Source: RefSeq, a predicted model, not a curated record
GCGAAGGAAGGACAGGCGCGUGCGUUGAUUUUAACUAGGAUUAAAACGCCGCGUGAAAACUUGUGUCACUUGUGAUUUGGAACAAAACCGUCAAAGACAAACUGAAUACAGACCUGAGGAUAUUCUUUGUAGCCCUAUUUCUGUCAGAGUUGGAUUUGGAACUGGAUUUAGAAUCUGGAAUUGUUUGAAUACCUUAAUCGGCCCGCUCGAGAAGAAGCGCGUGAAGCACCUGGACUGAAGAAAGGUCAGUAGCGACAGGGCGCUCGUGAGAGCCGCUUCAGCACGAGAUGCGACUGCAGGUGCUCGCGGUUCUGCUCCUCCAUCUACAAGCAGCUGCUGCCCAAACUCAAGAAGUUUGUUUAGGAACCAAGAAUGGGUUAAGUUUCACAGACAGCCCAGCGCAGCACUACGCCAACCUGAAGGAGCGUUUCAAUGGCUGUGAAAUCAUCAUGGGUAACUUGGAAAUUACUCAGAUGGAGCGAGACUUUGACUUCUCUUUCCUAAGAAGUGUUCGAGAAGUUACUGGUUACGUCCUCAUUGCCACGAACCAGUUCAGCAGGCUACCUCUGGAGCAGCUGCGAGUAAUCCGUGGCAGCACGUUGUACGAGAAGGAAUGGGCUUUGUCUGUUUUCCUUAACCAUGAGGAUGAGAAUGGCUUGGUGGAUUUGGGUCUAACUCAUCUUACAGAGAUCCUGCAGGGGGGAGUGCAGAUUGUUAAUAAUAUAUACCUGAGCUACGCACCUUGGAUCAACUGGCAUGACAUUGUGGGAGAUAGCAAUGCCACUAUCCAGAUCAGUGAUAAUGGAAAAAAAGUGUCAUGCAAUCCUGACUGUAAGGGUUACUGCUGGGGUCCUAAUAAGACCCAGUGUCAGAUCUUGACAAAGACAGUGUGUGCACCACAGUGUCAUGGCCGGUGUUUUGGUCCCAGUCCUCAGCACUGUUGCAACACAGAGUGUGCAGGAGGCUGUACGGGUCCUAAAGAAACAGACUGCUUUGCUUGUCGGCAUGUGAACCAUUCAGGAGCGUGUGUGCCUCACUGUCCACAGCCCCUCAUCUACAACAAGCAAACCUUCCAGCUGGAACCCAAUCCAAAUGCCAUGUACCAGUACGGUUCAGUCUGUGUGCACAAAUGCCCCACUCACUUUCUGGUGGAUGGCAGUGCGUGUGUGAGUAGCUGCCCUCCUGAUAAAAUGGAAGUUGAGAGGAAUGGCAUGAAGCAGUGUGAGCCAUGCAAUGGGCUCUGCCCAAAAGUGUGCGAGGGUACAGAUCCUAGCAAAAGUAACAGACAGACCGUAGAUUCAAGCAACAUUGACAGUUUCAUCAACUGUACAAAAAUCCAGGGCAGCCUCCACUUUCUUGUCAUGGGUAUUCAUGGGGAUGCUUUUCUUGGCAUCCCACGCCUGGACUCAGAGAAACUCAAGGUGUUCAGCGCUGUGAGAGAAAUAACAGGAAUUUUGAAUAUUCAGUCUUGGCCUUCGGAUCUCAAAAAUCUGUCAAUUUUCUCUAAUCUCACUACUAUACGAGGAAGGUCGCUCCACCAGCCUUUCUCUCUGUUGGUGAUGAAGGUAGAUUCUCUCACAUCUCUGGGACUACGUUCACUCCAAGAGAUCAAUGAUGGCAGCGUGUACAUCAGCAAUAACACUAACCUGUGUUACCAUCAUACUGUGGACUGGCUGCAGAUCUUCAGUGGCACCCGUGCCAAGCGCCGGCGCAGCUUCAAUGACAUCAAGUUUAACAAGCCACAAAGUCGCUGUGAGGCUGAGGGCCAUGUGUGUGAUCCGCUGUGUUCAGAUUCAGGCUGCUGGGGCCCUGGACCUGAUCAGUGUCUGUCCUGCAGGAAUCACAGUCGCCACCAAACCUGUGUGGCCCAAUGUCACAUCUACUCUGGGGAGACGCGGGAGUUUGCAGGUCCAGGUGGGGAGUGUCGUGCGUGCCAUACUGAGUGUUUACCACAGGACGGGACAGAGACUUGCAGAGGAGAGGGAGCAGAUGAUUGUGUGGCAUGUUCUAACCUGAUGGAUGGCCCUCAUUGUGUGUCAUCAUGCCCCAAUGGAGUGAUUGGGGAGAAGGGGCAGGCUGUUUAUAAGUACCCUAACUCUAAACGACAGUGCCAGCCCUGCAACCCAUCCUGUGAGAUGGGAUGCACCGGCCCUCAUUUAAGACACUGCAUAGAUUCUGACGGUACAUCCGACAGUCCUCAUAUUGCAGGUGUAGUGAGUGGCGUGUUGGCAGGUCUAAUCGUGUGUUUGGCACUUGUGGUGAUGGCAUUGCUGUACCGUCGUGGCCUGGCCAUUCGUCGCAAGAGAGCACUCCGGAGAUACCUGGAGAAUGGAGACAACACUGAGCCACAGGAACCCAGUGAAAAGGGAACAAAAGUCCAUGCUCGCAUUUUGAGACCUAACGAUCUGCGCAAGGGCAAACUUUUAGGAUCAGGAGUCUUUGGCACUGUGCACAAGGGUUUCUGGACUCCUGAAGGGGAUUCCUUGAAGAUUCCUGUUGCAAUAAAAACCAUCCAAGACCGCAGUGGGCACCACAACUUUACUGAGAUUACAGAUCAUAUGUUGUCCAUGGGCAGUCUGGAUCAUCCGUAUAUCGUACGAUUGCUGGGAAUCUGUCCUGGACAAAGCCUGCAGUUGGUCACCCAGCUCAGCACUCACGGCUCCUUGCUACAGCAUCUUCGCCAAAACACUCACAACCUGGACCCUCAGCGCCUCCUUAACUGGUGUGUGCAGAUAGCCAAGGGUAUGUAUUACCUAGAGGAGCACCGCAUGGUCCACAGGAACCUCGCUGCUCGGAACAUCCUGCUGAAAAGUGACUAUAUCGUGCAGAUCGCUGACUUUGGAGUUGCUGACCUGCUCUAUCCUGAUGAUAAGAAAUAUGUCUACAAGACUCCUAUAAAAUGGAUGGCAUUAGAGAGUAUCCUGUUCAGGAGAUACACUCACCAGAGUGAUGUCUGGAGUUAUGGUGUGACAGUAUGGGAGAUGAUGUCAUAUGGAGCAGAACCAUAUGCAUUCAUGCAUCCUCAGGAUGUUCCCAGUCUGCUGGAGAAGGGCGAGCGGCUGGCACAGCCACACAUCUGCACCAUUGAUGUCUACAUGGUCAUGGUCAAGUGUUGGAUGAUUGAUGAGAACAUAAGGCCUACAUUUAAAGAACUGGCUAACGAGUUUACCAAAAUGGCAAGGGAUCCACCUCGUUACCUGGUCAUUAAGAAGGAUCAAAAUGGUAAUGCAGCAGAUGAGAUCAAUUUCCGAGAGCCCAGGCUAACGCAGGCUGAACUGGAAAGUGAAGAUGAGGAGGUGGAUGAUGGCUUCAAUACUCCUCCGCUUCACAUAUCACCAUCAAGGAGCCGGCUGCGAAUAGGCUCUUACAGGAGUAACACAGGCCAGUCCAUGCCGGUGGGGUACCUGCCCAUGACUCCAAGUGCCGGGGAUGACUUCAGACAGCAGAGGUCCCAGAGGAGACGUCUAGGUUCGGCUAGAACUACCUCAGAGAGCUCAGAGGGAAGGGGCACCAUGGUGGACGUGGAAAUAGGCGACAUUACAUCACAAGAUGGCAGCUUACGGAGGGGACGCAGUCGAGGAGACAGUGCCUACCGGUCCAACUGUGUCUCUGUAGCAUCUGAUCCCUUGUCCCCAGGGAUAGAGGUAGUUGAAGAGGAUUCAGAUGGGUACGUCCUGCCCAGAAGUGCCAACAUCUCAGAAAGAGAUGUUUUGUUGACUCGAUCCAGCUCUAGGGCCAGCAGGGCAUCCAAGAAUGGCAGGAUUCAUUUAUCACCCUUAGUUUUAGUCACAGAUCCCCUGCAAGAGUAUGAACUAAUGAACAAACGGUCGUCUCAUUCACCUGGAACAGCCACAGACGUUUCUAGCAACGUUCCUGUCCUCCAGCAAUCACCCUGUACUGAUAUGAGCUGUUAUAGCAGCCCUUCACCACAGGAACCACUUCAAACACAAAAUGCCAUGCAAUGCAAUGGCACUUCUGAGAAAACUGAAGAUGAGGGAGAGUCUAAAAAUGACCAUUCUGACAAUAUUGCAGCUCAAGAUGAGAGUCAGUCACAGCAGACUGUGGGUGAGUAUGAAUAUAUGGACAUAAGGACUGAUUCAGCACUAGAAGAUGCCCAGAUCAGCUCUGCAGAAGUACCUGAAAGCUCAGAUGAGCCCAGAGAAAAUGUAAUUUACCAGAAUGCUUCUGAGCUAUCGGUAGUGACCGGCAAUGCCAGCAGACUGAGCAGCAAGCCGGACGAGGACACGACCGUCGCCGUUCAGCCUGAAGAAUACGAAGACAUGAACUCAUGUGGGAGAGUAAGCAUGUCAGGUGCUCAAAUGGAGUACCAGAACUUUCCAGCCAAGGGAAGAACAGUGACAGGAGACGAUAAACACGUCCCAAACAUUAGGGCAUUCAGAGGAGCAUGUGCUGGAGUGGAUGAGAAGAACAGCAACACGUCUUUUGACAACCCAGACUACUGGCACAGCAGACUGUUUCACAAACCCGACGCUGUAUGCACAUAACAAAAUACAGAUUGAUUUAGACUUAGACUGUGGCAGCUGGAUUGCCCACUGAAUUUUAUGACCUCAUUUGUUAAAAGUGUAUGGACAGAUCUGUGUUUAAAUUGUAAAUAUGAACCUGUCAGUUCGAUAUGUGUGGGGAUUAUUAUUAAAUCAAUCUGUGUACAUAAUUGUGUCUAUUUUAAAGGGAAACAACAUGUAUCAUAUAGAUUAUCAGAUGCAUUAGCGAUAUCAGGGCUAAUAUGACAUGUAACACAAUUUUAUUGAAAUACCAGAGGACCCAAUGACUGUAACAAAAACACUGCCUUUUAGUAUUCCUCUGAAAACCAUUAUGGAUAACCCGUUAAAUCUUCUUAAAACAAUAUUUAUAUAUAAUAUUAUUAUAUACUUUCCAUUUUUAUGUGAAAUAUGUUAUCCUGUUAAAUGCUGAGAAUUAUACAUAAAUAGUCCUCAUAAUCAUAUUUUCUCCUGUGUGAAUUACGGUAAGAUAUAAACUUAAUUGCCUAAGUGUUUGUGUUACUACUAACAGAAUUACCCAGUUUACAACAAACAGUUGUCCACAUGCGUAAUGUGUUAAUAUUUGCUGUUAACUUCAUUACUGAUUUAUACCUUUAUUUCAUUUAAUAUCUCAUGAGAAAUAAAGUUUCCCCAUCUGUUUUUCCAGUA